AGAAUUGGCAACAAUGUGCAUAAUAUAUGCUAAUCUGUGAUAGGUAAACAAAUAACCAAUAAAACGUAAAUGAAGUUUAUCAAAAGUUAAUUUAAAAUUAGAAAACAAGAUUUAUUUAUUUAUGAAAUCAUUUGCGAAAAAGUAAAUAUAUUUAAUUUGAAACACGAAAGGCUAGUUUCAGCAGUUUAAUUUUGUAUAAUUAGCAAUGCAGAUUUUCAUUAAAUGCGAAUCGGAGGGCGUGCCGGAGUGGGCGUUAGUUGAAUUGCAAGGCCUCGUUCAAAUGAAACGAGAGGAACUCUGCGGCCCUACGGCGCUGGGCGACCUGCACUAUCUCGCUCGAAGUCGGCAGCCAGUGCUGGUGCUCGGGCACCACGUGCUCAACGGGAAGGAGGUCAAGCUCGAGCAACCGAUGGCCGUCAUGGAGAAAACCAUCGAAAACGAUAAAGUCUUCUAUAGAGUAAAAGCGAUAGUUAAAAAGAAAUUGCUGUUCAAAUCGAGACCUAAACCUAUUAUUUCUAAUUUAAGCGAAAGAGUAUGAUCGUUAAUUAAGAAUAUUUAAUAAAUAAUAUUUAAUAAAGAAUUA
This is a messenger RNA of Melitaea cinxia (Glanville fritillary), 583 nucleotides long. RefSeq names its product chromosome transmission fidelity protein 8 homolog. The record is from RefSeq and is a predicted model, not a curated record. The transcript is spliced from 2 exons. Lineage: Eukaryota; Metazoa; Arthropoda; Insecta; Lepidoptera; Nymphalidae. Bases 206 to 538 code for a protein of 110 amino acids. Gene Ontology annotation, cellular component: Ctf18 RFC-like complex. Gene Ontology annotation, biological process: mitotic sister chromatid cohesion.